AUGCCGCCUCAGAGCCGGAAGGAGACUGGAUCGAAGGGCCAGCCGAAGGGUGCUGGGAAAACCAAAGCUGCGGCGCCCUUGCUGUCAGCUGUGCGGUUCGUGCCACCUGCGAGUGUGGUUUCGGCCCUCCAAGCACGUGCUGGCAGGGCUCAAAAUGCUGUGCUAGCUGCCGAAGAACAACAUGCUGGCAAGCGUACCUUGGCACAGGAAGCCAACUGGCUGGCGACGCAAGUUGCCAAAACUACCAAGAGACUGGAAGCAGACCUUCGUGCGAAGCAGGACUUGGGCGAAGCGGCUCUCCAAUGGCACUCCCAGCUCGCAGAGCACCUAUCCACCAAUUAUGCGGAGGUGGAGCGCUUGGCGGGACAAUUGGAUGCGGAUGUCAAAGAAGCCCUGGAGAUACUAACGCCUUUGGUCUCCACUACGACCUCGGAUGCCACCCAGGUUCUGCUGCACAAAGGUGCACAGAAUGCAGGGCCUAUCUGGCCACCCCAAGUGACUGGCUUGCUCGAGAUGGCGGCCAACGCUCUUCGGGCUGUAGCUGCACUGGAUCCACUGGGACACAACCGCGCUCCGGCAGUUGGCGGUGGGGUGCCUUCAGUCCCGACUCAGACGCAGGGGAUUGGUGGCCACCAUGCCAGACGACAACCACCAGGUCUCGACGGGGGCAUUUUCCCUGGCGCUAUGCUGACCUCGGGUUCCCCAACGAUGGUAACAGAAAGCCACAGAGCCCAGCCUCCUCCUGUCUCUGGGAACCGUUGGACAAAACGCUCGCAGCCCUUGCUCGAGGAGGACAAACGGCCGGUGAAGAGUCCCAGGCUGACAUCUAUGGGCACAGGGACGCGAGGCCAGACCGACACAGCCAUGGCAAGCACGCAAGAUCACGGGCCACUGGCUGGAACGCCGGAGGCUGUGCCAUGGCCGCAGGAAAGCACCGGCAGAACCCCCACCCGUCCCUCACGCCCAACCUCGUCCUGGAUGGCACCUGCCCAUUCUGCACCGGUGGAGCUGGAUGGAUCCGAUGGUUUCAGCGAGCCAAUGUCCUUUCUUGGGGGAGAGGAGAUGGAAGCCCCCCUUUCAGCGGUCGAGGAAGACUGGCAGCAAUGGCAACUGAGUUGGAUCACGGCAUGGAAUACGUCGGUGGGGCAACUUAUGGACAUGUGUGGAGCUGCUGCCACUGCGGCUCAAAGCAAUCCGGUGUUGCAGGAGGUGCUUCCCGAGCCACCGCACAUGGACACCGAAGAGGUCCGCAACCAAUGUCAGAGCACGCUGCGGAGCUUGCAGCAACACCCCUGGGCAUGCGGACCAGAGAUUGCGACUGUGGUAGAGGACCUGAUGCGCUGCUACUCGUGCCUAAAAAGCUGCCCAGCCGCUGUUCCGGACUGUCCCCAAGCUGUGCUCCUCCUAGGCCACAUUCUUCAUGCUGCGGUUCAGGACGUCAUGUCAUACACGCCACAAUGCACAGAAGAAUGGUUGUUCCCACAGCUGGUUCUCGGGAAGCACCCCGACUUAGCGGCACGCCUGGGUGCCAGCACCCCAGCCCUUCCGCAUCACGCCCUGCUGCAAACGUGCGCCUGUUGCAUUGCCGUUCAAGGCACGGAAUUUCUCUUGGCGGCACUGUCUGCUGGAGUCCUCUUGGGUUGCGUGUGGACUACCCUUGCCGAUCCACCCCAUUUCAAGCCCCUUGGUCAGAUGGCAUACGACUUGCCCAGUGAGCACCAGGUCCUAGGUCUGCUUUUAGCUGCCAUGGGAUGUGGGCUGGCCCUUGCACCCUGCCUCUUGAUGGUUGUGGUAGCCUGGCUCCCGAUAGGAGUUUUCCUCCUAGGCCUCCUUUCACCUGCCCUGCCGCCCCAACAUACACGGCGAGAGCCUUGGUGCAAGAAUAAGAGAACGAGGGAGACUGCGGUAAAACAGAUGAAGGGGUGCUUCUUUCUCUGUCUGCUGUUCUCACCGGAGGAGGGCGUUGUAUCGAUGCCCGACAACAAUGAGACCGAUGACUCUUUCAUGAUGCAGGUAGCGGGCCAGGCCCAUUUCAACAGAAUUCCGGCUUGGUCCCUCAGUCGAGUCCCACGCAUUCGAAUACGGCGUGAGCUGCACCCUUUGGAAGAGGUCGGUGCCCGGCCUCUAGCGAUGCAGGAAUUGUGCACGGCAACCUAUACACGGAAGCUUGCCGUGUUCCAUGGGGGAGUGGUUGAAGGCCCCGAGCCUAUCCUCUUCAGAGUUGACAGCCGCCUUUUCCGACCCGCACUUGAUGAAGCCAUUGUGCAGGCCCUCGGCAUCUCAGCAGAUGCAGUCGACGUGUUGAUGCUGGCCUCGCCGUUUGACUCUGUCACCCGCGAGCAGUAUGUACUCCGGCCCCGCGCCUUCCCUUGGUAUGCGCAAGCCGUUCCUGUCCUGGUGCGAGGCGAGCUUGACAGCUUCCAUGUGCUACAAGCAGCAAGGGAUGAACAGUGCCACGAUCUCGUCGCAGCGGCAGCGCUGCUCACUCAGAUGCAGUCCAUCCCGGAAGCUGAGCAGUGUCAGUGCGUGGAGGGUACUUUUGUGGCCGAUUCCCAACCUCUCUUGCAGCCACGCUGUGACGCGAUUGUUUGGACGCCGAUUGCGCUCAAACAGCGGCUGAUUGAAGCCAGUGCCCACUCCCCUUAUGCGGACAUGCACAGCAAUCAGGGCCCCCCCAGCCAGAACCUCCUGUCCUGCGUUAUCAUCACUGCUAAUGGUAUCAUACAUGCACUCACGCCGGCCUUUGCUCCUGAUAGCGAGACCUUCCGCUUCCUGCGUGGCGAAUUCCCUGAGCUCGCUUCCCUGACUAUGCGCCGCAUGCGGUAUGCGCUUACUGACCUGCCGCCGACGCAGUUCCUAGCCUUCCGCCGUGAGGAACUCGGAAGGCAUUCCUUGGUAGUUGACCUCCGUGCAUUGGACCUUGGACUGCUUACUCUCACAGUACCCAGAUACAUAUCGUGCAGCCAAAUCCUCGACGUCACUGCGAGAGACCAUGCUCGCAUCCUGGACACGGCAGCCAUGCAUGAACAUGUGAUGUCUGGAGAUUAUAUCUGUUUGCUCCAUGAUCAAGCCGUCGGGCCUGAUGUCAUGCUUGACGUGGCUGGCUUUGAUCUGCUACGAGCUUAUCGACACACACUAGUCGAGGUGCCCAUUGGGAGUGACUCUGAAAAUGCUGCCUCGCGGGGAGCCUCCUUGGCAAAAGCCCUACUCAUUGCAGCAGCGCCGCUACGGGGACCUGUCGGCUCUAUGUGCCUACUGCUUGUGGUAGGUGCCAGCCAAGCACUUGCAGGACGCGCUGCUAGUGCCCCACCACAUCGCAGUGGACGGUUACAGCGGGUGCCAGCUCCCCCCUGCAACCUGCCCAACAAGGCCUCGCAGGCCACCCAUGCGGCAAUUCAGCGAGAGCUGCUGGCCUCUGGCAGGCUUCUCACGCCCGUUAUCAGUCCUAGCCCCCUCGGCAAUGACGACCCACGUGAAGUCACAUUCAAGCUGUGGCACCCAGGGAGGGUCCUUACCCGGUGCUACCCGGCGCAAUGGCCGUGGUUUGAUGUGCACGCUGACCUCCUUGAGACUGUAUCCGCCCUAGGCAGGUAUGUCGUCCUGCCUGCUGCCGCGACACCGGACCAUAGAGCUGUGCAUAUGGUCGCUAUCUCCAGUGCAGACACGCAUAGCACCAUUCUGGUGGCACGGGCAGGAUCGUGGAAAUGCCUCGAUGUUGACUGGCGCAAUCCUGCAGCUGAUAUUCAUGCAUGGGUGGAAAGCUCGGAUGGUACCCAUUCCUACCGCAUUGACUGUGCGCACCGGGGGCGCAUGCGGCAUGGCGAUGUCUGCGUGGUUGUUGAUACCUUUCAAUCAGCUUCACCCACACUUCUGGAUAUUAGCACUCUCUCUCUGACGAUGCCAGUAGGGUGCUCUUGGACGCGCACUAUAGGCAGGCAGGUCUUUCCCUUGCUGCAAGCCGGCCAACCACAUCUUUGGCUGCCACGCGUACAAGGCGUGACAGCACGUGACACUGCCAUGGAUAUGCUGCACACUCUUCGGUCGCCAAACCCCGAAACUACCCAUCUGCUCGAUGUGCCGCCAUAUCUUUUAGGCCUUCCGGGUCCUAUUCUUCUCGCGGCCCCUAGAGGUGGGAUGUGCACCCUUGUCUGGUUGCAUGACUGUCACGAAUGUGUUCCACACGGUGUGGCAUUCGCCGUGGAAGGGGUGUUCCCAAACCGCGCUGACCUUCUCUACGCGCUGCGUGAGCUACCGGGAGCCACGGCUACAAUAUGGCUCCGGGCAACGGAAAUGUUUCUCCUUUGGGGGCCCUCCGAAUCCUUGCACUCUGCCGAUAAUGAGGCUGUUGUAGCUGAGAUUGUGACAGCUAGCGUUGACAUGCGACUGCUGCUGUCGCAUAGCCGCACAGACUCCCUCUCUUCUGCGCCACACAUGGGAGCGCAGGGGAUGGCAUCCAUGCCGGGUCCCCAGGAAGCCAGGAGUAGUCAGAUUUCUUCCCUGGAUUCCUCGCUCGCUGACCCAUGCAUCCCGACCCUGGGUAUCCCCGACGAAGGCACCUUGCAUGUUGUGUACUGUGGUUCGAUCCAGACCAGCUGUGUGGUACCCUGUCCUAGCCGGAGGAUGCCAUGGGCUCUCAUCAUUGGAGAUGAAAUUAGGACGGCCUGUACUGAUCAAACCUCCUGGGCUGAGGUAGCCACCGUAGCAGAUCUCUCAGUCUUGGACUUGCAAGGGGUGGCCGUUGUCCUUGAUGGGUUCCGCUGGAUGUGGCCAGAACCCAUUACUCAUCUUGGGCACGCCUGCGGCACGCUUCUCCGGCGCACUCCGAACAAGGAUUCCCGCUGCUAUGUGGAGAGUGAGCACACUCUUCCGCCCUCACCGCUGCAAGCAAGGAGCUCAUGCGGUGGCAUGAGGCUUGCUAAGUGGGCUCAACUAGUUGCUUGGACUGCUAGUGCACCUUGCACCGGCCGUUGGCUACCUAUUGCACUUCUUGUCAACGCUGCUAUGGCCAUGGUAGUGCCAGUCGACCCUACUGCUGCACGUCCGCCUCUCAUGUGUGUCCCUCCUCCUGGGUUCCUCCUUUUCGUUGAUGUGCUUAACUGCUUCCUCCAGCACCCACCGGCAGAGGGUACCCUCUUGCGGAUAUGGCGCCCCUGUAGGGGUCCGGCCGUUUACCAGUUCCGACAACAAGUUGACCUUGACAAUCUGAGUACCUGGUUGCGUGAGCAGGGAUGCCGGCCUACCCGUGAUGUGUUCCACCUCGCGCAUGACUCUGGCCCAGAUGCCAUUGACUUGCUUUGCACCCCGCCGGCCUCUGGAGCUUGGUGGAUAUUGCGAGAUGGCAGUCACCGUGAGCUGCUCAGACCCGUCUGUCAGCUGCCGGACAUCUCGGAACAAUUGGUCACGAUUGAUGAAGGAGGUCAGGCACAUCGUCUGAUUUGCGGAGGUCAGGCCGACCUCCGGCCAGAGCUUCUCCCGGGUAAGCGGGCAGCGAUUGGACGCAGCGUCCCUAACUGGUAUGGCGCCUUAGCUGGCACUGGACUGAUGAUGUUUUCGACGUCUGCUUGCUGGCGCUUGGCGCCGGUCAUGCUGGCCACUAUCAUAGUCGUGCAGCCUGUGAGCGGGCAGACUAUUCCAGCCAGUCAUCCCCGCAGAGUCUGGACCUUCGGACUGCCUGAGCCUGUGGACCUUCCGACGACAGCACGGACGGUCACAGAUGCUCGUCUAGUUCUUGUUCGGGCCCAUCUCCCUAGGCAGCUUGAUAAUGAUGGGAAGCUUCUGGAAGUCUCCCCCCCCCUGAUACAAGGGGUUCAGCACUGGCUAUAUGUGCCUAGGACUAGAGUGGGGACAUACACUUACUUGCUCAUGCAGUGGCAUAGGCAGGCGGCAGUCUUCGAGAGUCGGUCUAACCCAUUGGACUGGGAUGCCCUGUUCCAGUGGGCCACAUCUGUCUUCACCCUAGAACAGCCGCUUGCACAAAAGUUUGUCCUGGUCCUCGACAAACAGAUUUUUCGUUUCGGCACCAUCGUGAGUGGUCUCCGACACGGACAGCUUCUGGCAAUUGGGGAGCAUACACCAUCGCGCAGCCCGAUGCGCUACCUCAAUCCCUGGGGUGAAGAAGAAGAACUGCCUGAGAUUGUCCGCAGUGACUGGGGAGACACUCUCCUCACUGGGCCCGGUGGCCAGAUUUCUCUGCGCCCGGAAGGACCGGCUUUCCUGACGGCCACGGCGGGACGAAGUGAGGCUACAUCCCCGGCAGUCGCACACAGCUCUUGUCAAACUCCCCUCUCGCUGCCCCCUAAUAACACCUCUCUUCUCGCUUGGGAGGCGGCUACCCACCAGCUUGGGGAAGUUCUACGACUGCUGCGACCGCGGACCCAGGGCUACGCAUUCCACCCUCAAUGUAGCGCAGAGAGCGGAGUGCCUGUCAGCACGACAACCCUGGGCAUCUCUCCACAAGGCCCGGUCAUCCUGCCAGACGGGGCUGAACAUGGAAGCAGCGCUCGGUCGGAACCUCAGGCCUCUGCAGGGUAUCGUACCCCGCUACUUCUCCUCUCAUUGGUGCACCGGCGUGGCCUUUGGGUGAUGCUUCUUCUCGGUAACCUCCUGACCUGUGGGGUAGAAGCGCCGCCGGCACCUGUCACCUGUCGGAGUAGAACAGGCUCUCGUUAG
Molecule: messenger RNA, 6669 nt
Organism: Symbiodinium natans
Lineage: Eukaryota; Dinophyceae; Suessiales; Symbiodiniaceae
Source: the annotation of a GenBank genome assembly